GGUGGGGGGGGGCGCCUUAGCGACCCGGCCUUUCCUUUAGUUUUUCCCUUUCUCGCCCCCGCGGAGGCUUUCCGGAAGGGGCUUGCGCGGGGGAUCUGGUGCUGAAGUGGCCGAGCUGUCGGGAGGGGGCUGAGUGGGCGCUUCGAGGACCCAAGAUUGUCUAAAGCCACAGGGAAAAUGGUGGAAAAUUCACCGUCGCCAUUGCCAGAAAGAGCGAUUUAUGGCUUUGUUCUUUUCUUAAGCUCCCAAUUUGGCUUCAUCCUGUAUCUCGUGUGGGCAUUUAUUCCUGAAUCUUGGCUAAACUCCUUAGGAUUAACCUAUUGGCCUCAAAAAUACUGGGCAGUUGCAUUGCCCGUCUACUUCCUCAUUACUGUAGUAAUUGGUUAUGUACUCUUAUUUGGAAUAAACAUGAUGAGUACCUCUCCACUCAACUCCAUUCAUACAAUCACAGAUAACUAUGCUAAAAAUCAACAGCAGAAGAAAUACCAAGAAGAGGCCAUCCCAGCAUUAAGAGAUAUUCCUAUUAGUGAAGUAAACCAAAUGUUCUUCCUGGCAACUAAAUAACUUUAUGCCAAAAACUAAAUUGUAUGUAGACUAACACUGAGCAUUUACUAUAAUUUUUUAUAUAAUAAUUUUGACCAUAAUUAUUUUGACUCUCUCGUACCCAAUAUUGAAAUGUAAACAAAGUAAGUUGAUUCUUUUAGAUUAAGUUAUAUUAAUAUUAUAAAAGUUCUUGAGUAUUAGUUAUUAACAGAAUAAAUAAAAUACUGCAUUACCAUAUAGCAGACUUGUUAAAAAAAAUAAGUAUCAGUAAAAACAAGAAGUCCCUCCAGAGAAGCAUUCAUGUUAUGAUUUUUAAAUGGCAAUUAUGUCCUUCCUGCUGUUUUUUUCUUAGAGGCUAGAAUUCAAACUCUUAGAUUUGGGAGAGGGGUACAUUGAAUUUGUGUGUUCUUGCAUCAUAUUUGUGUCUAAGAAAGAAACAUUUGUUGAGUACUUACUACAUACCAGGUAUUUUUCUAGAUAUAGCAAUGAUAAGAUUCUUUCUAAAAGAGCCUACAUUUCAGAAGCAGAUUGAAACAGACUAAGCAAAUAAGCAAAUAUUAUUUGACGAGUGCUAUG
This is a messenger RNA of Neomonachus schauinslandi (Hawaiian monk seal), 1119 nucleotides long. It is a transcript of the gene PIGP, whose product is annotated as phosphatidylinositol glycan anchor biosynthesis class P. NCBI's taxonomy places the organism in Eukaryota, Metazoa, Chordata, Mammalia, Carnivora, Phocidae. The record is from RefSeq and is a predicted model, not a curated record. Gene Ontology annotation, biological process: GPI anchor biosynthetic process. The transcript is spliced from 5 exons. Bases 178 to 564 code for a protein of 128 amino acids. Gene Ontology annotation, molecular function: phosphatidylinositol N-acetylglucosaminyltransferase activity.